AUGUUACCUAUAUUAUAAAAGGAGAGAUCUAAAUCAAUCAAUGUAAAAAAGCAAACAGAAAAAAAUUCAAUUCAUGCUGAUGUAUCUCCAUUUGGUGAAGGAAGAGGUAUAUUAAUCAUAUUGAUUUUGAAUAAUGAAGAAUUUGUUGCUGAGUUUAUUCAAAAUCCUCACUUUCUUCAAUUUCUUAAAUAUAAAGAGUUUUUAAAUGAAAUGCAAAUCAAAUAAUUUAUUGUAUAUUUACAAGAAUAUUAUAUCUAAUCAACAUGUAAAUCAUAUACUUAUCAUUACUGUACAUUUUCAUAAUAAUAAAAAAAAAUCGAUUUAAUGAAUACAUCAAGCAGAGAAACUUAUGAAGUACUAUUUGAGUUUGCUGAAAGAAUUAAUAAAGAUAAAUAAUUUAAUUUUAUUUUUGGGUUUGACUUUAAAAUGAUACAUAAAAGCAAAUUUAAAAAUAUAUUAUUUUUGAGUGACUCUAGAAUAGAUUAAUAAAUAGUGGAAUUCAUUUAACCAUAAAAAAUAAGUCGAGUUAGAGCAUUCUCUAAUCCAAGUGUCAAUCAAACUACAAAAGAAUAAUCAGAAAUAUUCGAUAUAGAUAAUAAAUAUUAAUAAUUAGCAUCAAAUAAAAAGAAUAAAGAAAUUAAAUAAUGCUUAAAAGAAUAAAAUAAAUAGAAAUAAGGAAUAAAAAAUAAAGAACAAUUAAUCAUUAAGAAGAUUAUGCAAACUGAAAAAAUAAAUGAACCUUAAAAAUAAUAAAAUGAACUACCUUAAAUAUGUGAAUAGGUAUUUAUAAGAUUUUAGUUGAUUUUUGCAAUUAAGAAUAUUUCAGUAGAUAAAGAUUUGUUUUCUUAAUUUCUUUUGUUAUGCGAAAUGACUAUUUUAUACACUAAAAAUAAAUUACUUUAAGUGUCAAUUUAAAAAAUUGAAGAAAGCAAAAGAUUAGAAGUACUUUUAAAAUAACUCUUUUUUGAUUAUAAAAUUCUAAAAUCUAUGAAUAUAAAAUUAUAGUAAUUGAAUCCUGCAUUAACUAGAUGCUUAUUAAGAUUUUUAAAAUAAGGAUUAGAAUAUGAUAGACAAAAUAGAUUAUUUUGGAAUGACUUUUUAAGAUUUAAAUAAUAUUACAUAGAUAAGAUUUGGGAAGUAUCUGAUUUUAGAUUAUUUUUGAUGCUUUUGAAUGAUGAAAAUCAAUCCCUUACUUCUAAAAUUAUGAAAGUUUAACCACUCAAUAUAUAAAGAGCCAUUUUAAAUCUUGAACCAGAAUCCUUAUAGAACAUUGUCUACUCCUUAAUUUUUUGA
Messenger RNA from Paramecium sonneborni, 1293 nucleotides. The record is from the annotation of a GenBank genome assembly. NCBI's taxonomy places the organism in Eukaryota, Ciliophora, Oligohymenophorea, Peniculida, Parameciidae.